AAAACUCUUKAAGAAGACAAUGGCAUCUGAAGGCGACAUAGUAUUGAGCUAUUAUGACACUUGUUUGCGUACAUCGGAAGUGAAUCUACUAAAAGGAAACAAAUGGCUUAACGAUAAUGUUAUCGGCUUCUGGUUUGACUAUCUCGAGAACGAUCUCUACAGCGAUGUCAGCGAUCAUAUAGCCUUCUUGUCGCCAAAUGUCGUCCAUUUUAUCAAAUCUUCGGGCAAUAAACACAAUACCGAAGCUGUUGCCGAAAUGUUAGCCUCGAUGGUGUUACCCGACAAACAAUUGGUUCUAAUACCGGUCAACGAUUCCAGUGUUUACCAGAAGGAGACCAGCGGCAGCCACUGGAGUCUAUUGGUCUUUAAUAAACACCGACAAUCGUUUGAACACUACGACAGCCAUACGGGUAGUAUUAAUCGAUCGCAUGCCGAACACAUUGUAUCGAUAUUGACGCCAAUAGUGAUGGCCGGCAACGGCGACGGCGGCAAUCAGAAACCUCCGGCCGCCGAUCUUGAGCUGGAUCUGCAAGAGAUGGAGUGUACACAACAGGACAACAACUAUGACUGCGGUGUACAUCUCAUAUGUAAUGCCGAAGCUGUCUGUCGUCGACUGUUUCGUUCAGAUAGUCGACACAUUUGCGAAAUUUGUUCGCCAAAAGCCAUUGCAAAAGCCAGACGCGAUUUAUUACAACUGAUAGUAUCGCUGGCAAAAGGGACACAUAAUUCAAAAAAAUGA
Oppia nitens is the source of this 739-nucleotide messenger RNA. RefSeq names its product sentrin-specific protease 8-like. The coding region runs from base 20 to 739 and encodes 239 amino acids. Gene Ontology annotation, biological process: proteolysis. The record is from RefSeq and is a predicted model, not a curated record. NCBI's taxonomy places the organism in Eukaryota, Metazoa, Arthropoda, Arachnida, Sarcoptiformes, Oppiidae. Gene Ontology annotation, molecular function: deNEDDylase activity; cysteine-type peptidase activity. The transcript has a single exon.